This is a messenger RNA of Caretta caretta (loggerhead turtle), 363 nucleotides long. The record is from RefSeq and is a predicted model, not a curated record. NCBI's taxonomy places the organism in Eukaryota, Metazoa, Chordata, Testudines, Cheloniidae.
AUGAGCUUACACAACAUUGGGGAGCGGGCGGGCGGCUCGGCCGGUUGCAGCGGUGUCAUGCUCGGGCCUCUGGGCUGCUCCGGGGAAGGCCUGGUCCGGAUUCUCUGCACCAGAGACGUGAGGGGAGCGGCCGGGCUCUGGCACGCAGGGGGCGGGGUGCACAUUGAGCCCCACUACCAGCAGUUCCCAAGGCUGACCCGCUGGCAGGUGAUCCACGGCAAGCUCCUCAGCGGCUUCAUGUGGUUCUGGAUCCUGUGGCACUUCUUGCACAACCCAGAUGUGGUGCUGGGUCACUUUCCUUAUCCAGAUGCUUCGAAAUGGAUAGAUGAUGAAUUGGGGAUCCCUCCUGAUGAUGAAGAAUAG